GUGGAGCCUUGGCCUUUUGGAGGAGGGGAGCAAGGCAGACAGAUGCUCUUUGGGGCAGGAAGACCAGCCUGGGGGAGAUGGGAAAGCUGAAGUGCCCAGCUCUCCGUUCCCUCCUUCCCCCGCCCUUGGCUUGGCUGAGAGCCCUUCCAAGAGGGCCCUGCUGGCAUUGGGCCUCCUGGGAUGGGUUUGGACUCAGAGACAGAGCUGGGCCUGCUUCUCCCCCGCCUUUUGGCUUCAGAGCUCCCCCCCUGCAGCAGGCAUGAUGAGGCUGGCUCUUCUCUGCUGAAUGUGCAUGUGUACAUGCUUCAGAAGAGCCCUGCAUACAUGGGGAAACUGAGGCCCAGAGAGCCCGAGUGUUAUACCUCACAAAGUGCUAGAUUCACAACUAGCCCCUCUGAUUCUAAACCUGGUUUCCUUUCCGGGGUGUUUGGAGAGCCGGCUGGCUCCCCCAUCCGGAAUUCAACUUCCCAGCUUGUGGCGGGACCCUGGGAUCGUGGAAUGUUAGGACUGGAAGACCCUUGAGGGGUAUGGAGGCCAACCACGACCUGACGCCGUGUUCCAGACCAGAAAACCUCUGGUCCUGACACCCAGCUCCCGAUCAGAGCCGUGGCCCCUCCUGGGCACAGACGCUCCUCCCCAGGGCCUAGGCAAGCCGUCUCCCCCAAGGGCCAGAGUAUGGUGGUGAUACUAGCCCUUUGCUCCAUCAUCUGGCUGAAUCGGGGCUUCAAGCUUCGGAAAAGUGGCUAGGCCCCCUGGCCUCCCGCCCCGCUCUGCUGAUACUGCCAUCCUCUCCUCUCUCCACCCCUCCGGCCAUGUGGCCAUUGGCCCAUAGCUGAGCUCCUGUCUUCAUUGGUCCAGGAGGGGUGCCGCCCCUCCUCACCCGGGCAUCAUGGCCAGUGCCGAGGGCUUCCAGUACCGGGCCCUUUACCAGUACCACAAGGAGCGCGAGGAGGACCUUGACCUGCUCCCUGGAGACAUCCUCGUAGUGAGCAAGGGCACGCUGGAGGCGCUCGGCUUCCAGGAUGGGGACGAGCAGAGCCCUCACCACAUCGGCUGGAUCCUCGGAGUCAAUGAGCGUACCAAGCAGAAGGGAGACUUCCCAGGCACCUACGUGGAGUACCUGGGGCCCGUGAAGAUUGCCCUGCCCUCCCACCGACCCCGAGGCCACAGGCCACUGCCAGCCACACCAGGGGCAGGGCCUGUCCGUCCCCGGGACUCCCCAGAGCCAGCUGGUACCCUGCUCCCUGACCUGCCGGAGCAGUUCGUCCCUCCCGAGGCAGCACCUCCCAUCCUUCAGAAGUUGGUGGAAGCCAUUGAACGCAAAGGGCUGGACAGCGAGAUGCUCUACAGACCAUCUGGUUCUGAGCUGCGGCCACUCAGAAUUGACUGGACUCUGAGUGACGUGGAUCAGUGGGAUGUGGCCACCCUUUCUGAGGCCCUGAAGGGGUACCUACAAGCUUUGCCCAGGCCCCUUGUGCCACCUGGAGCCCACGGGGAUAUGCUUCAUGCCUUGCAGGAGAUAGCCAGCCCAGCCGCAGCGACGGCAUCAGCGGGAUGGAGGAGGCAGCAGCUGCAGGCGGUGCUGGAGCCUCCCCUGGUUCCCCUGCACAACGCCCUGACUCUGCGCUUCCUGCUCCAGCACCUGGGGAGGGUGGCCCGGCAGGCCCAGGCCCAAGCCCAGGGCAGCGGCCUGGGCCCCCAGGCCCUCGGGGAGAUCUUUGGGCCUCUCCUACUUAGGCUGCCAGCCACUGGGCCUGAGCAGACCCCUGACUUCUCGGCCCUGUUCCUGGAAAUGCUGCUGCAGGAGCAGGAGGAGGAACAGGAGCCACUGCCCCCAGCCCUACCCCCAAAGCCUCCCAAACCCAAGGUCCAGGCUGGCAGCCUAUCUAACGGGAGCCACGCCCCUCUCCAGGAAGCCGAGUGGUAUUGGGGUGACAUUUCCAGGGAAGAGGUGAAUGAGAAACUUCGGGACACUCCAGAUGGUACCUUCCUCGUCCGGGACGCAUCUAGCAAGAUCCAGGGUGAAUACACGCUGACCCUCAGGAAGGGCGGGAAUAACAAACUGAUCAAGGUCUUCCACCGAGAUGGGCAGUACGGCUUCUCCGAGCCCCUGACCUUUGGCUCCGUGGUGGAGCUCAUCACCCACUACAGACAUGAGUCGCUGGCCCAGUACAACGCCAAGCUGGACACACGGCUGCUCUAUCCCGUGUCCAAGCAUCAGCAGGACCAGGUGGUGAAGGAGGAUAGCGUUGAGGCCGUUGGUGAACAGCUGAAGGUUUAUCAUCAGCAGUAUCAGGACAAGAGCCGAGAAUACGACCUGCUCUAUGAGGAAUAUACCCGUACUUCCCAGGAGCUGCAGAUGAAGCGGACAGCCAUCGAGGCCUUCAACGAGACCAUCAAAAUCUUCGAGGAGCAGGGCCAGACGCAGGAGAAGUGCAGCAAGGAUUACCUGGAACGCUUCCGGCGAGAAGGCAAUGAGAAGGAGAUUCAGCGGAUCCUGAUGAAUUCCGAGAAGCUCAAGUCCCGAAUAGCAGAGAUUCACGACAGCAAAAUGAAGCUGGAGCAGGACCUGCGGGCCCAGGCAGCCGACAACCGGGAGAUCGACAAACGCAUGAACAGCCUCAAGCCGGACCUCAUGCAGCUGCGGAAAAUCCGGGACCAGUACCUAGUGUGGCUGACCCAGAAGGGAGCCCGGCAGAAGAAGAUUAAUGAGUGGCUGGGAAUCAGGAACGAGACUGAAGACCAGUAUUCCAUGGUGGACGAGGAAGAGGACCUGCCCCAUCAGGAGGAGCGAACCUGGUACGUUGGAAAGAUCAACCGCGGGCGGGCAGAGGAGAUGCUGAGCGGCAAGCGGGACGGCACCUUCCUCAUCCGCGAGAGCAGUCAGCGGGGCUGCUACGCUUGUUCAGUGGUGGUGGACGGAGACACCAAACACUGCGUCAUCUAUAAGACGGUGACUGGCUAUGGUUUCGCCGAGCCCUACAACCUGUACGCCUCCCUCAAAGACUUGGUGCUACAUUACAAGCAUACGUCGCUGGUUCAGCAUAACGACUCCCUCAAUGUGACGCUGGCCCACCCCGUGCUGUCACCGCCGCCCGCCCGCUGAGAGGCCCGGCCUGCUGGGCAGGACAGUGGUGGGGAGGGGGGCUGCAUGCUGCUGCCUUCUCCAGAACCACGGUCUGCUGACGAGCCACGGCCCUUCACCUCUCACUGCCUGACCCUGCCCUCGUCCUGUACUUCCCACGGACGAGGGCCCCCAGACCAGUCCUGCGGCUCCCUGCAGGAGUUAGGGUCUGGUGGCUGGACCAAGGUGUGUCUGUGUGUGUGUGCGCGUACGUGUGCGCGCUCGUGUUUGCAUGCGUGCCUGAGUGUGCAUGCACAUGCCUUCCCCUUCAUUUCAGUAAGAAGGGGAAGUGGACUGGUUCUUUUUGGUCAUGGUCCAUUAGUCACCCAGAUUUGUUCCUGACCCACCUCUGGGAGGGAUGCAAGCAGGUGGCUGGUGGGGUGCCUUGAGGAGGAGAUGAGCCCCCACGCUCGCCCCCAGUCUGGUCUGAAGCACUUAGAAGUUGCCCACAUUCUCAAACCCCUUGGCCCUGUCCACUGUGACAGCAGGGGUUCCUGGGGGACCUUGGAGACUGCCAGAGACCUUAGAGAUCAUCUAGUUCCAUGUGCUUUACAGAUGGGGAAACUGAGGCCCCCAGCCCAGGUUGGAAGGGGACCUCAGAGGGCAUCUGGUUCCAUUUUGACCUCCCUGAACAGGAGUCCCCUCCCCUAGAUCCCCAGCAUUCUAGCCUCUGCUUGAACACCGUCAGCAAUGGGGUGCGCACGGCUUUCUGCUGCACAAAGCCCAUUCGUUCCACUGUAGAAGAGCUCCAGAUAGCGGUUUUUCUUGUCUGGGAGCCAUCCAGUGAGAAGAGUUCAGAGACUUGAACUAAGUCUGCCGACACUCAGCUCAGCACUCUUCCUGUUGGGACGGUCUGCUGACUCCUGGUGCUAGAGCCAAAGGGGUCAGAGGGCAAAUCCUGAGGUCCCCACAGCUGGAGGAGGGAGAACAUCCUGGUUUAUAACUCCCAACUCCCCUCCUCCUCACCCUCGUGAGUGGUGCUGUGGGCAGCCUACCAUGCUUGUUUUCCAACCUUGUGUCCCAGAGGCCGGGGGCAUGGCAGGGUCUCUAGCUGCUGCUCCUACCCUCUGCCCCCUACUCGCUGUAGGAUCUCGGACAGUUCCCCUAGCCUUUCUGGGUCUCAGUUUCCUCACCUGUCAAAUGGUGGUAUUUGAUCAAAGCCAUAGGGACUAGCGCCACUCCCCACCCCUCCCUCCCAGGGCCUUGCCUCUCAUCCAGAGAGCAAAGGCAUGAGUGGCCAGGGACUCCGUGGGGUAACCGCAAGGCAGAGACAGGAACAAGUUCCCUGUGUGAGUGGCUGAGGAAGGGCUCUUGGUCACGAGGCAGACCUUUGCUGCAGCUUCCAAGGUUUUCCCCCUGUGUAGGGGAGGGAAGCAGGAGGAACGUGCGUGUCAAAGACGGUAUCUGGGACGGUGUGGUCCUGGGGGAAGUGUCCCUCUCUGGGGUUUUAUGUUUCAGGGAGGGUGUUUCUUUGAAUAUAUGGGUACCUGGGAGGUGUGUCCUGCUGGGGUUGAGGGGAGGGCUCCCCCCAUGUCUGAGUGAACCUGCGGAAUUGAGUCUAUGGAGGGUAUUUCCCAGUGUGUGGUUCUCUGCACGAGAGAGAGAGAGAGAGAGAGUGUGUGUGUGUGUGUGUGUGUGUGUGUGUGUGGCCUCCAUCUGGGAGUGUGUAGUGAACAUGAUGUCAGUCACCUUCCCUCUGGGUCACAGACCUCCUGGUUGCUCUGUUCCCCUCUCUUAGGCCCACUUAUCUGUUAAGCCUACUCCAGGAGGUCAAGGUCAUUAUGCCCAAGCCACCGUCCACAGUCAUUCUUCUAGCCUGGUUGGGACUUUAAACUUGGGGGCAGAAGCAGGAUCCCAUCCUUAGCCCCUGGGCAGGAGGGCAAGGUCACAGGUGCCUGGAGCAGAGACCAGAGCAGUGGCUCGUCCUAGGAGUCUGGGUCUUGCAGUCUCCCCUACACUGCCUUUGGGGGCCAAGAGCCAUCCCCCUCUUCUCCUCCCUCUAAGCCACUUAAAGCCUUCCUGCCCCACAAGGCAACCUCAGACCCAUAAAUAAGCCAUAGAACCAGGGAGGGGGGGUGGUCAGAGGCUCUGGGCCCCACCCCCCUUCUUCCCUCGAAUCCCACAGACCGUGACUCCCAGGGCAGCCACGUGGAAAUGUGCUGCCUCCUAUAUACUCUGGGGUUAAAAAUUACAACGGGCCUCAGCGUAAGGUUUGGUGUAUCAUAGACGCCCCGUAUGGGCUCCAUCCCUAUAUUGGGAGGCCUGUGGUCUGGCUUCUGGACCAGCCACUUCGGGGAGUAGGGGUUUUUGUUUAAACUCUUGCAACACCACAGGAUGGUACUAUAAGAGUUCCCUCCGAGCCAGGGGGCCCCUGAGCCAGCUGCCCUUGGGCAGGUCAUUGUAAAAUCCCUUCCAUCUCUUCCUUGGGAGUGUGACUUGGGGCUGGCACCGGGGUGGGGCACACGGCUUAACUUCCCUUCUCAAGAAGGCAGAUUUACUGAGAACUGAAACCUUUGUGUGAAGCUAGAUCUGCAGUUUGAGCUGUGACCAGGGAACAUGGAGUUCCCCCAGGAAGCCAACCAUAGCUUCAUUUCCCCCUUUGAGCCCCAUGAAGACCUCCCCACACCCCCCAGUAUCCUCUUUUCUAAUAUAAGCUAGCUAGGUUUGGCUGUUUACAACUUUCUGACUGGUCCUAUGGGCUGAUGCAGCUUCCUCCUCCCUCCUUAGUCCCCUUGGGGUCAGGGUGCCUGCCUAGCCUAGCCCCCUGAGGUAACAUGACCUUUGGACUCCCCUUCCCAGGGGACUCUGGGUGGAUGAGUGUGGAGAGACCCCCUGGGGAAAAAAAAUUAUAACUGGGUUGGGGCACAGAGAGCCUCUGGUUGGACCAUUCUUGGGAUUUUUUUUUUUUAAUUUUUUUUGCUUUUCUUAUUUGUGGUUGAUUUUGUUUUUAAAGGAAAAACUUUUUUUUUUUACUUUCUUUUAAAGAUGGAAGGAGGGCUGUGUUGGGGAAGGUUAGAUAUGCAAUAAAUGCUUAGCUGGCCUCCUGUU
Messenger RNA from Vombatus ursinus (common wombat), 6172 nucleotides. It is a transcript of the gene PIK3R2, whose product is annotated as phosphoinositide-3-kinase regulatory subunit 2. Gene Ontology annotation, cellular component: phosphatidylinositol 3-kinase complex. Lineage: Eukaryota; Metazoa; Chordata; Mammalia; Diprotodontia; Vombatidae. Gene Ontology annotation, molecular function: protein binding; 1-phosphatidylinositol-3-kinase regulator activity. Gene Ontology annotation, biological process: insulin receptor signaling pathway; phosphatidylinositol phosphate biosynthetic process. The transcript is spliced from 17 exons. Bases 890 to 3106 code for a protein of 738 amino acids. The record is from RefSeq and is a predicted model, not a curated record.